Molecule: messenger RNA, 726 nt
Organism: Nilaparvata lugens (brown planthopper)
Lineage: Eukaryota; Metazoa; Arthropoda; Insecta; Hemiptera; Delphacidae
Gene: cype
Product: cytochrome c oxidase subunit 6C
Exons: 3
Coding region: 397-624 (75 amino acids)
Source: RefSeq, a predicted model, not a curated record
GGCCUUUGCUGGUAGGCAAAAUAUCGCAUCCCUGAAAAUACAAUGGAGUAUAGACAAACUAUACAGCACCAACAUUUUUUGAGAAACAUGCUUUCUGCUUUUAAAAAACAUUCUGAAUUAUAUCAGCAUAUUGUUAUUUGAAAGCAAUAACUCAAACUUGCAAUCAUGACCAAAUAAAAAAUCUUGAUUUGAUUAUGUCCUAGCCUAUCUUCUAGGUUAUCUUCAUAAUUACACAGUUUGACUAUACGUUAGGCUAUAGUUUUUGGAGAUGCGAUAUUAUGAUUUUCUUCUACCCUGCUGAUCGAGUGACCUUGUUAUUUUCACAGAGGUGGAUCAGCUACAAUAGUUGAUUCUAGAUUGUUAUAAAUUUCUGCUGUGUAAUAACUUAGUUUAAAGAUGUCUGCCAAGGCUAUAGCAAAGCCCGUAAUGAGGCGGAUGCUUUACACUCAAACCAAAAAGGAUCUGGUUAUUGCCAUUGCAGCUUCAGUGGCUACUGGGGUUGCCUACAAAUUUUUGGUGGCUGAACCUAGGAAGCAGAGAUACGCAGAAUUCUACAGAAACUACGACCCAAAUGCAGCCUACGACAGAAUGGAGGCCAAGGGCGUUUUUCAAGACUUGCCUUGAAAGGCUAAAUAUGUGGUUUAUGUAAAUUCGAAAAAGUGUUUAGAUUGUAUGUUCUUUAGAUUAAAUUCCAAUUAAAUAAAAACUGAUGCUUUAACACUCCUA